Magallana angulata is the source of this 671-nucleotide messenger RNA. RefSeq names its product origin recognition complex subunit 5-like. The record is from RefSeq and is a predicted model, not a curated record. NCBI's taxonomy places the organism in Eukaryota, Metazoa, Mollusca, Bivalvia, Ostreida, Ostreidae. The coding region runs from base 107 to 556 and encodes 149 amino acids. The transcript has 5 exons.
GGCGGAGCUUCCUCUAUAAAUUUAAGCAUUUUUUAAAGAGCUGUGUCAGGAGAAGAAGAAAUCUGGUGCAGUGUUGUCGUGUUCCUAAAGUGGACCUGUAUUCAAGAUGAAUAGUUUGAUAUUAGUUCUGAUGGCCUGCCUUGUCUUAGCACAUACGCUGGCAAAUCCACACGAUAGUGGCGUCGAGGCAAGAAAUUCAAAUAUUUCUGAUGAUAUUAGUGACAGCGGAAGUAAUGAUGAUGAUAGCGGUGAAAACGGAAGUAAAGAUGAUGACAACGGAAGUAAUGACGAUGAUAGCGGUAAAAACGGUAGUAACGAUGAAAACAGUAAAACCGGAAAAAACAAGGAUUACAGUGAGUUUGAACAAGACAGACAGAAAUUCAACGACGAAAUCGAUGUCUGCAGACGAGCUGUCAAAGCCAGAUGCGAACAGUUUAUCAUUAUUAAAGAUGAAUGUAAAACAUGUGCAGAACUUUUUGAUGACCAAGCAGCAUGCAUCAAUCUCGACUAUUGCAUAUUUGAUACAGAGACAGGAGUAUGUUCUCCCAAAAUUUGAGGGAGCAGUUCACAAAAAGUACUGUAAACUUGGACGUUGCGAAACCUAGUUUUGCCUGAGAUUUGAUGUAACCCUCUGUACAUGAUCACCUGUGAUUUUUUUGGCUAUAAAUACC